Molecule: messenger RNA, 2579 nt
Organism: Chaetura pelagica (chimney swift)
Lineage: Eukaryota; Metazoa; Chordata; Aves; Apodiformes; Apodidae
Gene: PIK3R2
Product: phosphoinositide-3-kinase, regulatory subunit 2 (beta)
Exons: 14
Coding region: 1-2214 (737 amino acids)
Biological process (GO): phosphatidylinositol phosphate biosynthetic process; insulin receptor signaling pathway
Cellular component (GO): phosphatidylinositol 3-kinase complex
Molecular function (GO): 1-phosphatidylinositol-3-kinase regulator activity; protein binding
Source: RefSeq, a predicted model, not a curated record
AUGGGCAGCACCGACGGGUUCCAGUACCGCGCCCUCUACCCCUACCGCAAGGAGCGCGAGGAGGACAUUGACCUGCUCCCUGGGGACAUCCUGGUGGUCAGCAAGGGGGCCCUGCAAGCGUUGGGCUUUAAGGAUGGGGACGAACAGACCCCCAAUCAGAUCGGGUGGAUCCUGGGCGUCAACGAGCGGACCAAGCAGAAGGGUGACUUCCCUGGCACCUACGUGGAGUAUGUGGGGCCUGUGAAGAUCUCGGUGCCCUCUCACCGGCCCCGUGUGCAGAGGCCUCUGCCCGCCACACCAGGGGCCAGUGGCAGCCGGCUGCAGGAGCCUCUGGAGCAAGGGUCUCCCCUCCUGGAUUUGCAGGAGCAGUUCAGCCCUCCUGAGAUUGCGCCGCCGCUGCUGGUGAAGCUGGUGGAAGCUAUUGAGAAGAAAGGGUUGGACAGCGAGAUGUUGUACAGGACAUCUGGCUCCGAGCUGAGGCAAGCGCUGAGAACCGAUUGGACCCUGGGUGACCUGGAGCCCUUUGACGUGCACUCCCUGGGCGAGGCGCUGCGAGGUUACCUGCAGGACCUGCCCUCCCCCGUGGUGCCAGUGUCUGUGCACGGUGACAUCCUUCGUGUCCUGCAGGAGAUUCCCCAGCCGGAGAAUUGCCGGAAGCAGCUGCUGCUGGCCCUGGAGUCGCCUGCAGUCCCGCUCCAGAACACGCUCACCCUGCAGUUCCUGCUCCGGCAUCUGGGGAAGGUAUCGCAGCAGGCCGAGAGCAACAGCCUCCACCCCCGGGCCCUGGGGGAGAUCUUUGGGCCCCUUCUCCUCCGCCUGCCUGGCGCCAGCCCAGAGCUGAGCCCGGACUUCUCCAUCCUGUUUCUGGAGAUGCUUCUGCAGACGAAGGAGUUGGAACCAGAACAGUUGCCUCCAGCUUUGCCUCCAAAACCACCAAAGCCAAAGCCCAGCGCAGCCAGCCUGGCCAACGGGAACAGCGUGCCCUUGCAGGACGCCGAGUGGUACUGGGGUGACAUCUCCCGGGAGGAGGUGAAUGAGAAGCUCCGGGACACACCAGAUGGUACUUUCUUGGUGCGUGAUGCCUCCAGCAAGAUCCAGGGAGAGUACACCCUCACACUCAGGAAGGGAGGCAAUAACAAGUUGAUCAAGAUCUUCCACCGGGAAGGGAAGUACGGCUUCUCGGAGCCCCUGACGUUCGGCUCGGUGGUGGAACUUAUCACCCACUACCGGCACGAGUCACUCGCCCAGUACAACGCCAAGCUGGACACCAGGCUGCUCUACCCCAUCUCCAAGUACCAGCAGGACCAAGUGGUGAAAGAGGACAGCGUGGAAGCCGUUGGGGAGCAGCUGAAGGUCUAUCACCAGCAGUACCAGGACAAGAGCUGGGAAUAUGACCUGCUGUAUGAGGAGUACACACGCACGUCCCAGGAGCUGCAGAUGAAGAGGACAGCCAUCGAGGCCUUCAACGAGACCAUCAAGAUUUUUGAGGAGCAGUGUCAGACCCAGGAGAAAUGCAGCAAGGAGUACAUCGAGCGGUUCCGGCGGGAUGGCAACGAGAAGGAGGUUCAACGGAUCCUCAUGAACUCGGAGAAGCUCAAAUCUCGCAUCACCGAGAUCCACGACAGCAAGAUGAAGCUGGAACAGGACCUGAAGAAACAAGCCUCGGAGAACCGGGAGAUCGACAAGCGCAUGAACAGCCUGAAGCCAGACCUCAUGCAGCUGCGCAAACUGCGGGACCAGUAUUUGGUGUAUGUGCUGCCUGACCCCCCCCCCUCCACCCCCCUCAACAUGUGGGGGGGGCUACGUGCCCAAAUCGUGGGGGGUCCAAUCCUGCCUGUGCUCGAUUGCAGCCAGUACUCCAUGAUGGAUGAUGAGGAGGAGCUGCCCCACCACGAGGAGAGGACGUGGUAUGUGGGGAAGAUCAACCGCCUGCAGGCGGAGGAGAUGCUGUGCGGGAAGCGCGACGGCACCUUCCUGAUCCGCGAGAGCAGCCAGAAGGGCUGCUACGCCUGCUCCGUGGUGGUGGAUGGUGACACCAAGCACUGUGUGAUCUACAAAACAGCGACAGGCUACGGGUUUGCUGAGCCCUACAACCUCUACGCGUCCCUCAAGGACCUGGUCUUGCACUACAAACAUACGUCCCUGGUGCAGCACAACGACUCCCUGAAUGUCACGCUGGCUCACCCUGUCCUUUCCCAGCCACCAGCCAGAUGAGCAGCCCCUGCACAACCCAACAGCUGCCUUCAGCUUCUCUCCCAGGGCACUGCUUUUCUGGCUCUGGACUUUUGCAGCCUGUAUAGUUGAGUCUCUGUGCUCUGAGCCUCUGAGAUGUCUGUGACCGUUCCUGGUGUCCUUUUUGGUCGGUAGCUGAAACCCACGUUGGCUGAUGGGACAAAAAGAAGUAGCUGGGCUGUUGAUUCCCAGUGGGCUCCUGACUCUAUGAGGCGGGGUCCAGUUGUGAUUGAAUUGUUGUGGGCAAGCACAGCCCCCUCCCCUUCCCCAACCAGAGCCCCUCCUUGCUGGCAGGUUGCCCCGCUACACAUCCCUGUAGAGCUUGGUUCCCAGUUCCUCACUGCGGU